This is a messenger RNA of Mobula hypostoma (lesser devil ray), 6389 nucleotides long. It is a transcript of the gene mfsd12a, whose product is annotated as major facilitator superfamily domain containing 12a. Gene Ontology annotation, molecular function: symporter activity. The record is from RefSeq and is a predicted model, not a curated record. Gene Ontology annotation, cellular component: plasma membrane. Gene Ontology annotation, biological process: carbohydrate transport. NCBI's taxonomy places the organism in Eukaryota, Metazoa, Chordata, Chondrichthyes, Myliobatiformes, Myliobatidae. Bases 690 to 2102 code for a protein of 470 amino acids. The transcript has 10 exons.
AGCCUGUAUGACCGCGUUUUGCAAAAUUGUGUCAAAAUGUAAAAUGCAAGUGAAAAUACUAUGAAUCUACUUCCUGGAUCUCUCCUGAGGUGGAACGGUGUGGUUUGGUGACGGGCAACCAGGUUUCAACCACCCCACACCCUCUCCUACACAAGGGAAUCUGCAGACGCCGGAAAUCCAGAACAAUAUGCUGCAGAAACUCAGCAAGUCGGGCAGCACCUAUGGAGGGGAAUAAAGAGUGAACGUGUGAGAUGGACAAUUUCAUUCAUCAGUAGCGGGCCCUCUCUCUCUCCUACGGUCUGGGUAAGGCAGACUGCAGCAGCUCCUGCCCCCGUCGGCCCGAAAGCCGGGAAGCCGGCGGAGGCUCCGCCCCGGUUUCUCACCCAUUGGGCUGCGGGAAAGGAGGAACCCACCCCCGUGUUCCUCUCCAGUGCCUCAGCGACUCACAUAAUCCAGCCGGCCGGUCCGUGCGAAGAGGAAAAGAGGGACGCGGCCCAUUGCGGGUUGAUGCCACGGGGCGUGCGGCUGCCCACGGGGAAUGUCUCGGCGUGGCGGCGUGUGACAGGUCCGGGGCUGGUCGGCUUCGGGACUCUUUGUGAGCCGGUCGGUGGGGCAGUGAAGGGCGGCGGAUCCCCGGCUUCGGCGCUGCGGGGCUGACUGUAUUUGCCGGAGCGCUGUACGGUAGUACCAUGGCCGAAUCGUUACCCCUCUGCGCCCGCCUGUCCUACGCGGUCGGGCACUUUCUCAAUGACCUGUGCGCGUCCAUGUGGUUCACCUACCUGCUGGUGUUCUACCACUCGGUGCUGGCCAUCAACAACUACAACGCGGGCAUCCUCCUGCUGAUCGGGCAGAUAGCGGACGGCUUCUGUACCCCGCUCAUCGGCUACGAGUCCGACCGCACUCGGGGCUGCGGGCACUACGGCAAGAGGAAGACGUGGCAUCUUGUGGGUAGUGUCUGUGUCAUUCUGUGUUUUCCAUUCAUUUUCAACCCUCCUGUGGGCAGCAGUGAAGAUAUCCCCCAGUGGGUUGAGCUCAUUUACUUCACGCCGUUCAUCAUUAUCUUCCAGUUUGGAUGGGCUUCGGUGCAGAUCUCUCAUCUGUCCUUGAUACCGGAGCUUGUCACCAACAAACACGAGCGGGUGGAACUCACUGCUUCCAGAUAUGCUUUCACAGUUGUGGCCAACAUCGCUGUAUAUGGGAUCGCAUGGUUGCUGUUCCACUUUCAAGCUGGAGUUGUUGAGGACAGUCUUGGCAAGGAGGACAUUCCGCUGUUCAGGACCCUGGCGCUGGUUGUUGUUGGAAUUGGCUUUGUGUCUUCAGUGCUUUUCCACGUUGGAACACGGGAGAAGAUGAAAAAUGAAGACGAGGAGGUUGCUGCAGAACAUACACCACUCAUCAAUGGUUCGCGGAAAUCCCCGAGCCAGCCACUGCUCCGGUGGAAACAUUGGCUGAAGGAGUUGUCUUUCUAUCAUGUGGCCUUUCUGUAUAUGUGCACUCGACUUAUCGUCAACCUCUCUCAAGUCUACAUUGCAAUGUACCUAACCUACACUCUAAAUCUUCCGAAGAAAUACAUUGCCAUGAUCCCCCUGGUGAUGUACGUCAGCGGAUUUCUAUCCUCACUCCUCAUGAAGCCUGUGAAUAAACUUAUUGGCAGAAACAUGACCUACUUUGUGGGGCUGGUGCUGAUCUUGGCGUUCGCUUAUUGGGUCUGGUUUUUCCGGAUCAAGAGUAGUGUAUUCGGGGCCGCCGUCCUCCUCGGCUGUGGAUCUGCCACCAUUUUGGUGACUUCCCUCUCCAUGACGGCUGAUCUGAUAGGAGAACACACUCAAAGUGGGGCCUUUGUCUAUGGAUCCAUGAGUUUCACUGAUAAAGUAGCCAAUGGACUUGGUGUGCUCAUUAUUCAGAGCCUUCAUCCUUGCAAGACCCAGAGCUGCUGUGAACAGUGUAGCCCAUUCUAUCACUUAGUCAUGGUGUUAGUGACCGGCUGCAUCGGCUGUGUGGCGCUCAUUUUAUUGGGAGCCACUCGAAUCUGGCCAAUUAAGAUCAGGAACCGGCAAGAAGAUAAUUGUGUUCAAAGCCAGAAUCGGAUUGACAACUCGUAGAUUUGUAGUAGAUUUCAAUCCUCUAUAUAACGUGAAUUCACUAAACAGAGGAGUACAAGUGCAACAGAUGAACCUAAAAGGCACAUCUACUUUAAUGUCUUUAACUUGCUAAACUAAAUGCAUUUUUAAACUUAAAGAUCAAAAUAUUAAAUUGUAACAGGGACCUAACCUUGGUGUCAGUAUCAGCUCAUGGGUCAAAUUUAAAAUAGAAUUGGUUUUCUAUCUGCUUGGGUUUCUCAAAAUGCUUCACAGCCAAAGGGCAUCAUGAGUGUGCAGAGAGCAAGAAGAAAGUCAACAGAUUAUUCUUGGGUCCAUCGUCCCUACUGGGGCCUAGACUGCCGACAGUCCUCUGUCCUGGGCUGAAAGAAGGUUGAUCGGCCCUGUGGCUUCCACCUUCACCACACGACUUCAUUCGUCUCCUAAACAAAGAUCCUCCCUCUCCCAGAGAUGAGGUCUUUGGAGCCUCUGUUGGCGUACCUGUAGCUCUGGGUUUUUUAUGGGAUGGGGCUGCUAGUCCUGUGCCCCACCCUCCUCCUCUAGCACCCGGGUUUGGAACGGUCCAUAGCGAAGUUCAGUGGACAGAUGUUGAGGGAGGACAUUGGUAAAACACAAGCAGGGAUAGGCCUUUGAGCCUGCACUGCGGUGCAAUCAGACCACGGGGGCUUGGACUCCGCUCUACCUCCCCGGCUCUUUUCCCGUACCUCUUAUCAUUCUUGUGGACUAAAACGCUGAUGUGACCUUGAAUGUAGCAGACUAAAACCAGCAGCUUGAGAAGAUUUGUAUCUGAGAGAUCAGCAGAACACCAAUAGUUUCAAAAUGUGCAUGCAGUAUACAACCCUCAGAUUCGUCUUCCCACAGACAGCCAUGGAACACAUUCAAAGAUGAAUAUCAACCCCUCUCCAACAUGCAAAAAAAAGCCCAAGUUACACAAUCAGCAAAAAUAAAACGAGUGGAAAAGCGCAGAAUAUAAAACACCAAUCCACAAACACAUCAGAAGACUCUAGGCACAUUCAGCUCAGUUCAAUCUAGCACUGUGUCAUUUGUUAUCUCCAGGUCGCCUUCGCACAGUCACAACAAAAAAGAGAGCCACAUCAUAACGUGAACUACACAGUCUAAUCCACAGUAGUUACUCUAGCUGGAUUGAACAUCCAGGGAAAUAGAUCUCCAUAACUUGCUGGUCUUUUACCUGAAUUUUCUUCUGGACAACUGAAGUAUUCUGCUAUCUGGAUUGAACAAUAGUUACCCAAUAUCUUGCUCCAAGAGCAAGAUUUCUCCUGGGAAAUGUUAAUGAUUCAAAAAAAAAAGUCUGGUGGGAAGGGAAACUGAUUAUUUACCCAUUUAGUUUCAGAAUUUGUGGGAUCUAAGCUGGUUGUAUCCAAGAUGGCUGCUGAAGUUCUGUUUCAUAGCAACAAAACCAUGAUGGUCUGUGAAACAUUUUGAGGUGCCCAAGAUCGUGAAUUAUUCUAUAAAUAAAUACAAAUCCUCUCCUCCUCAUCCUUAGUCAAGUUGUUCAGAAUACAACAUGAUCCCUGAAUUUGCCUUUGCAAUUCACUUAAUCUGAGAUAAAUAUAACUGUAUAAAUGAUUUUCUAUAAGCUAACAUAAACUGUAAAAACAAAAACAAUCUGUAUUUGUACCUUGAUUAAUCUGAUGUGCUGUUUGUAAUGGGAAUGACAUGCGACACUAAUACUUGUUAAUAUGCAUUUUUUUAUGUUUCUUUGAAGCUAUCUUUUAGAUGCUUCUAAAAAUUUCCAAAGGUGGCCAUUUUAAUAAUGAGCUGUCUUGUUAAGCAAUAAUUUUUUUUGUGUGGAACGCAAUGAGCAAGAAUAAGCCAGUUCUGCCAUUCAGUCAGAUCCGUGCUUCACACGUGAUUGAUUGAUCUGAUUUCUAACUUCAACUCCACAUUCCUGUCCACCACCAGCAGCCAUUCCUUCCAUUCCCCACCCCAAAUCUACCUCUGGCGUUUUAAAAAAUCAUUCAAAGAUCCUGUUUCCACCGCCCUUUGAUGAAGAGUUGUAAAGAUUCUUAACCCUUUCUGAGAAAAGAAAAUUAUACCUCAUAAACGCGAGAUUCUGCAGGUGCUGGAAAUCCUGAGCAACGCACACAAACUCAGCAAGCCGGGCAGCAUCUAUGGAGAGGGGUAGACAUUCGGUGUUUCAGGCCAAGCCCCUCCAUCAGGACUGGAAAGGAAGGGUACAGAAGCCAGAAUAAGUAGGUGGGGGAAGGAAGGGAGCACAAGCUGGCAGGGGAUAGGUGAGACCAGGUGAGCAGGAAGGUAGGUGCGUGGGGAAGGGGAUGAAGUGAGAAGCUGGGAGGGGAUUUGUUGGAAGAGGUAAGGGGCUGUAGAAGGAGCAAUGAGAUCGGAGAGGAGAGUGGAAACCUGAUAAGAGAGGAGCAGUAGUUUUCCACUGAGGGUGGGUGGGACUACAACUAGAGGCCAUAGGUCAAGGAUGAAAGGUGAAAAGUUUAAGCACGAGGGGGAGCUUCUUCACUCAGAGGGUGCAAGAGUAUGGAACGAGCUGCCAGUGCAAGUGGUGCAUGCAAGCUCAAUUUUGACAUUUAAGCAAAGUUUGGAUAGGUACGUGGAUGGUAAGGUUAUGAAGGGCUAUGGUACGGGUGUGUAGGUUGAUGGGGGUAAGCAGUUUAAAUAGCAUGGCCGAGAUGGGCUGAAGGGCCUGUUUCAGUGCUGUACUUUUCUAUGACUAUAAAUUUUUGCUUCGUUUGUCUUAAAUGGGCAAUGUCUUUAAAACUAUGGCUUCUAGUCCUAUUUUCUCCUCAAAGAGGGAAAUAUCCUCUCCACAUUCACCCUUAACAUCAAAAUGGCUGCCUUUGGGUUUCAUUAACUUCUUUGUCACUUUUACUCAAAUCAUUGCACGCUUUUCUGUUUUAUUAUUUAAGCACUACCAUUUUGUUUUCGGCAUAAGUCAUUUCAGUUCCAUUGCAAAUUGCCCAAAGCUGAGUUAUUAAGCUAAAUGGUUGUAGUCUUGUAAAAAAUUAAAGUUAAAUGAAUAUAUAUAAAAUGCUGCUAAAUAUUUUUUGUGAAGAAAAGCUAAAUCUCAGUGGUUGAACUAUGCACAAGUAAAGUAAAAAUCUAUUAUUAAUUCCUGUGUGAAUAAACUUAAUCUCAAGCAGUAUAUUUUUCUCAAAUCUACAAUAUUGUAUAUCUUAAUGUGGGAAAUAUUGUGUAUUAUGUAACACUACACAAAUUUUAAAUAAUUACUAAGUAUUCAUUAAUAUGCUAGUAAAAUAUUCAAAGAACAAAGUUGAUAAAUGUCAGUCUUUAAAAACUUUUAUGUACUAUUUAAUGUAAUUUCAUCAUGGCAAGAUUUAUACAGAAAAUACUCAAAUAAAUGCACAUAAACAGUGUUUUAACAGUAUAUUAAAAUCUGCAUAAUUUAUUCCAUCAUUGUAAAUUGAGCACAAUGUUAAAUCUAAUUUACAGGGUAUUCUGAAAAGUCUUAUUUUAUCGAUGGCUUAUUGCAGCAGUUUACAUGGACACUUUGGCAUGAAAUUCAAUCACCUUGUUUACAAGAACACAAUUACUUUUCAAGUUCCUGGAAGCGCCUUUGCAAAUUGUAUGGUUAAGUAUUGGAUGUUAAACUGACACAGUGCUACAGAGGCAGGAAAUCUAAACUAGAAACAGAAAGUCCUGAGAUGCGAGUAUUUCCAGGAUUUGUGCGUUUGGCGUUUUCGACAAGCUUGUGGUAAUCCUACCAAAUGUUGAAUGUUCUGCCUGGGGAGUCGACGUCCCAACAGCAUUAACUUGGAGUUCUCCAGUUUUGGUUAACCUGUCCUCAUAUCUACUCAAGUCUUCUUGUACAUCCCCUUCUUUUCAAACUACCCCUGUUCCUUUCCCAUUGCCAAUCUACUCCAUAUCUGCACGGCCCACACCUGCUUAUUCCACUUUACUCCCUGUCCUCGUCAACUCCCUUAUUUGGUUCAACUCUUCACCUUCUUUUCUUAUCAAAUUCCAGUAUCGACAGCCCCAGGUGAGGACUGGUGUGUCUUUUCCUGACUUCCCUUUCUUGCAGCCCACAAUCAUUUCCUCGGUCUUACUGAUGCUGAGUUCCAUGCUGGUUGUUGUUGUGGAACAGCCCAACCAGCUGAUUGAUCUCACUCCUGUUCUAGUCAUCAUAAAGAUUCUGCUGAUAAGUAAUUUAUAGAUCACUUAUUUCUUGUACUUUAUCAAACUCAAGCACCUGAAUUACAAAAUACCACGGUCUACUUCUAAGUUUAAAAUUGGAAAUGUAAGUGUCGCGGUCUUGAUUUAUUUGUUAACCUGUGCCCU